CGUCAGAUGGAUUCUUCAGUCAGUCGACUGGAACUGGUGCGGCUCCCGGAGAAGCCUUGAGUGAGUGAAAGAGAGGGAGAGGGAAAGAUAGAGGGGUGGAGGGGCUGCGCCGAACAGAGGUUGGGUCAGAGCGCUCCGUCGCUUCAGACAAUCACAAGAGAGAGAGAGAGAGAGAGAGGAGGUUGAUAUGUGACAGGAUGUGGUUUCCCUGAGCUUGCAGAACAUAGCCGAUGCAUACUUUGAGCAUGACCUAAACGCACGCGCUCAAAGUGUUUGCUGCGCACGGUUAGCUAGUGAGCCUCUAGCGAGGAUAGAACAAGCCAGCGGAGCUACUGAUCCCAUCCAGAUUUGAGUCUUCUCGCUAUCUUUUUUUCCUUUGACCGAAAGCCUCCGUUCGAGCUGUAUCGGCAGGACCUGAGUGAAGAAUCGCAGAGGAUCUGAGAGUGGACUGUUGCGUUGUGCUGUUCUCCUGUCAGUAGAAUGUGUGUGUUUGUUCGAGGAGCCUUUCCAGUGGCUUUCUCUUGAUUUCAACAGUGAACUUUCCAACUCCUGUAGUCAACAGCUUCUGAUCAGGGUCCAUACACACUCUGGGGAGAUGGGCUGUGGACUGAGGAAGCUGAAGCCAUCAGAGGAGAGCAGUCCAGGGAAGAUCUACUCCACCCUGAAGAGACCACAGGUGGAGACCAAGGUGGGCGUAGCCUACACAUACCAAUACGUUGACUUCCUCGUAGGGAAAGACGAUGGCUCAUCUACACUGUGUCUUUCGUCUGUGCGGGAGCUCCCAGCCCUGCUCCAGGACAUGUACCAGCAGGGCUUUUCCCUGGUUGCCGUUCACCCCUUCAUUCAUCCCUGUGGUUCCGACGCAGUCAGCCCCCAGCACCAGCUCUACAGGGCCGUGCUGAUCCGACUCGACGAUGGGUUGGAGAAGAGCCAGGCGAGCUGUGCUCCCUACCGUCUGCAGCUGGAGCAGUGUCUGUCUACCGACCAGGUGCCCACCCCUGAGCUCAUCCAGGGUUAUGUCAAGAAGCAGGUCCAGGAUGCUGCAGACCAGGGGGUCAUGUUUGUGGGCUUCAUCCAGGAGCCGUGUGGGGUACGAGGUACCCAGACCAGAGAACCAGAGACGCCCUCCCUCUCCCUCCACUCCAGCCCCAGCUCCGUGCUAGGCUCCCUGAGCAGCCGAAGCCCCACUAGCCCCUGGGCCAAUGGAGAACCAGGAGCCCAGGAGCAGGCAAUGGACACUGGGGCCGAUGAGGACCAAGGCUCCUUAUGUAAGGGUGGGGAGGGAGAGGACCAGACUAGGGACACUGGGGGGAGUGAGACUACUGUCGGGGAAAGCAACCAUGAUGGAAGAUCCUCUCUUCCCAUAACACCAUCCACAGACAGCGAGCAAGAUCAUGAUCAGGAUGUUAUAGUGGAAGACACACUGACACACAACAAUAACAAGACAAACGUUGUGGAACUGAAGGAGAAACCAAGCCGUCACACUCAGAGAGCCAGUGGGGUGGAGCUGCUAGCCCUGUUCAACCACCCAACUGACCGUGAGGGCCAACGGAAGUACUACACUGGGAAGGUACCGCUGAGGGUUCAACUCCGUGACGAGGGGGUCAAAGGGGUGGAGGCCAACUGGCUGGAUCACAUGACCCAGCACUUCAACAACGGGGCCUCACUCGUUGAUGGAUACUUCCACCUGGGCAACGACAACGAUUUGCAGCCUAAGUCGGUGGAAAGCGUCUUCAUCUUCCAGGAGGGGACGGAGGGCGGCGACCAGAGCGUGACCACCACGUACGACGCCAUCGUCGUGGAGCAGUGGACUGUCAUUGACGGCUUGCAGGUGAAGACAGACUAUGUUCCCCUGCUCCAGUCUCUUGCCAUGUACGGUUGGAGACUCACGUGUGUGCUGCCUACACCCAUCAUCAAGACCAACAGUGAUGGAAGUUUGGCCACCAAGCAGGUCGUUUUUCUGCAGAGACCUGUCCUUCCCCGCAAGAGGGGGGAAUACAAGAAACUGAUAUUCAAAAGCAAGUCUAACAAGAACUCUGUUAAAGAUGCUUCAAAAAACAAGAAGAAGAAGAAAAACAAGCAAUCGGCAGCAGAGAAAGAUCUGGAAGAUUCCAAGAUUCUUGACGACGGGGAAAAGGUGGUCAAAGAGAGCAGGAACGUGAAGGAAAACAAGGGGAACGAAGAGGAGACGGGGAAAGAGACGGAGGUAGAGACUGUGUGUAAAGAGGCGGAGGCUCCCUGUGAAGUGGAGGAAGAGAAAAAGGUUGAGGCAGAAACUGAGGAAGGGGUAGAAAGCUGGGUAGAAACUGGGAAGGAGAGAGAUGGAGCUGCAGGAAAAGAUGACAAGAGUGACAAAGAGGGGAGAGUGGAGGAGGGAGAAGAAGCGGGGGCAGAGACUGAGCAGGAAAGACAGGGGGGGGGAGAAAAUGAGGUGGCAGUUGAUGAUGAAACCGAAACUAUCAAGGGUUCAGAGGUGGAGGUGGAGACCAAAGAACAAGGGGAGAAAGGGGGAGGAGCUGAAAUGGAAGUGAAGGAGCAUGGGGUUGAGACUAAGGAAGAGACAAAUGGAGGGGAAGAGAAUGGAGAAACGGAGAAUGUUGCCAUGCAACAAGACCCACCUGGCCAGGAAGAACAUGUAGUGCAGGAGGAGGUGCAAAAGGUAGUAAAGGAUGAGGGACAGGUCAAAUUGACCAAUCAAUGCCCUGAAGAGAGUCAAAGGUCGGAUGUGUAAACCUCUUCAGACAUCACACCUAAGGGUUCUCCUACCCAUCAUUCAUGUACCUACCAAACAUCAUAACCUGAGAUAGGGGCUCCACAAAGUCACCAUUGAACAGCCUAUAUUGCAGCAACAUCCUCCUACAAUGUAAUCACUCUAUCCUCUGCAGCAGACAUCUCUCCACAAUGGACACAUCUCUACCACAGAUGGACAGGCAACAGUCUCUCUCACAGCCUCAGACUGAUCCUAUACCUACACAUAAUGAAUGUACAUAACUGAGAAUGAUGCGGAGGAGACUAAUGUACGAGAGUUACUGGAUAUAAUGGACAAGUUGAUGGGACCAAUGGGGCUUGGGUCUGAAGAAACAGACUUUAACCAGGCAAACUCGCUUGUCCUUAUUUGUACAGUACCAUAGUGGUACAGUUACUGUAUGUCACAUGGGUUUAGAUGAGGAGCACUGCGGGAAAUGUAGUGGCUGUUGUUGCGACAGGCAAUCCAAUGCAAGGUGAAUGGAACUUUAUUUACUUUUUGCCUGUAAUGUAAAGUACUACAGAUGAUGCUGAUAAUCACUCUGAUUCUUAUAGUAGGUAUGAUACAUUCGCCUUGCAUUCCGUAUGUGUCAAUAUCCAAGCCAAGUAAAGUGUUUGAUAAUGGAGGACAUCUCCAUUGAAUGUGUGUGGAUUGAGUGGAAGUGAAGUGUGAUGAGAACCAAACUUGGAAAUGUUGAGUCAACUUUGAGAGUUUACACACGUUUGAUUUUAAUAGCUUUUCCAAUCAAUGGUCAUUAAAAAGUACUUGGCAAGGUUAUGGGCUGGGCCAUGACUAGAUGUUCAAGAUAGAAACGGAGCACAGAGGAAGUAGAAAAACAAAAAUGAUUGAGCAAUUUGGAAUAGCUGUGUUCGAAUUGCCAUUUUCCAUUGACAUUGGCUUUAAUAUUUUACCUCAAGCCUUUAAAGCCCCUCUUGACGGUGUCAUUUCUGACAAUACCAAAAUCAUAAUGUAGUCUUUCAAGGUAUCAUGUUGCUUUCCAUUUUAUAGUGGUGCUGCGUCGAUGCUGUGUGGAGAAAUCAUUAACCGGCUAAUGGACUUUGUCAGCGGGGUGUCAGUCAAGUCAUACAUUUAUAAUGGGGGUCACAAAUAACAAAUAGCACUUCAUUUGGAUUGUGAUUUUCAUAGGGAUUGAUUUUUCUUGUGCUGUAGUUGCUAAGCAAAGUCUGUAGAAACCUGUAUGUUUACAGAUGAAUAUAGUCUUGUCGUCAUUUUGUAGAUGUGGUAUUUUUCUGAAUAACCGACUGUUCUGAAAUGUUCAUCUCAGUGGCAGAUGUAUUGUAUAGAAUUCCAAACUGUGACCAGGACAGCCUUAUUAUGAUACUGGGCCUAAAUCGUCAAGUACAAAUGUCAGAAGUUUGACAAAUAUCAAGGUGGUUUCGGUGUUAUAGCCUGAGAGGGUUGCUACAAUCAGUGUUUGAAGGUAAUAUGAAGGUAAGUUCAGUGUUCUCUGUUUUAGAUUUGAACGGGAGGUAAGGAAUUUGGCUUUACAAGGUGUUGUUGAUUUAAAGGGGAAGUUUCUGUGUUUGAUUUGAAGUUAGGCUCAGUGUAUUCUGUCGUGCUAACGCUAGCUGAAGUGUGCUUUCUAACGCUCAUACUGGAGCUAGCUACCUCCUUAGGCAAAUUGGGGAUUUGUAGCUAUGGGGUCAUCAUUGCCAACUUUUUCCACCAUAUGGUCCAUGCUGUGGGCGUGAGGUCAUUACUAAUGGCCAAGUGGUCAGGGGUCAUGUUUGAACCAUGUUUGAUGGAUUUUCCACAGCUGCUACUUGUUCGAGUACAAAAGAGUGUGCCCACAUGUCAAAUAGUAGAUUUGAUAUGAAGUCAGGAUAUUUUUUAUUUUGUGAUAUUAUCUGUGGUAUUGUUUUUUCCAGCAACAGUUCGCGUUAGGCUAUUAUGAGCUUUAAUAAGCACUUGUUUUAUUCAAUACAUUUUAUUUAGCUUUGCGGGUCACCGCUAGAGAGAGAGAAUAGAAAUUACUUGUCAGUUUUAAUAUUUGAGAAACUAGGACAAAUAUGAAUAAGAAAUGGCAUUCUAAAACACCCCUCUGUGAUAAGUGAAGAGAUUACCUGGAAACUGAGACAUAUUUCCCCAUUGGGUUCUUAUCAAGUCAUUUUUUCUCUUUAGAUUUAAACUAAUCACUUUCUGCCCGGAUAUAAGAUCAUGUAGGACUGUCAUAUUUGCUUAUUCAUACAUUGUUUAUUAUGUGUUCAUCAGUUCUGUUGUUCAUACCAAUUUGAGUCUUUUUUUUAUAGAUAUCUGUGAUCCUUGUUCCUUUGUAUAUUAUUUUACACUGAGACAAUACUGCCUCUUCAAGUACAAUGUACAUCAAGUUAUGGUAGGAAAGUGUGGAAAAAUACAGCCAGGAACUAUCAGGUGAUCUCAUGCUUUACAUCAUUGUAUUUUAACACCUACAGCAUUCCGGUAGGACACCAUUAACAUGGACAACUGUAACCUCCACAGAGUUGGGUCAAAUGACACCAGGUCCUGUAUCCGUUUGUAUUACCUGGGGGUCGUGAACUCCAUGCCCUCAUCUCUUGUGAUAAGAGAUGAUUAGUGAUUUGUACAUUUGCUCAGCUUUGACAUAAGUAGACUCUGGGGAGAGUGGUAGACUACAUUUUUCCUGAUACUGAAAAGCAAGGAUAUGGAGAGAAAAGUGAAGCAGGAUCUGUCACUUCAUCAGUUAAAUUAUGCUGAAUGUUGUUUACUUGCCCUUCCGUGACGAGGGAGACCUGUGACUAACAUAGACUAACCUCAGCCUUGUCGAGAACAAAAGCCUCCAACCCACUCGUGAAAAAAAAGAUAAUCUACUAUUUCCUGUCUUUAUGUAACCAUAAUUGUCUAAAGCUCAGCAGUCAGUGGCAGUGCAAUUGUUCUUGAUAAUGCUGUGCAAAUUGUGUGUUCCAGGGUUCAUUUCCUGUGUGUAAUGAUGUGAAAUGGACAGAUUAGAAAUGACAGAAACAUGAUACAGUAGGAGGGCAAUCUCUUUAUGUUGUCACUUUAGCUUGCUCGUGGCCUCUGGAAUUGUAUUGUUAGGUUUCAUCUCCGAUGUUACUGUUAAUCAUCUGCGCUGCCAUUUUGAAUGUUGAGUGUCUUUGAUCAUCGGCUACCGUCACGCACUGCAGUGUUUGUAAAAACAAAGUUAUUCUUUGUAUUCACUUUUCAUGGAAAUGUCCACAUCCCUACUGUUCAUGACUGUACAAUUUGUAUAUUAUAAAAAUAUUUAUAUUUAA
This is a messenger RNA of Salvelinus fontinalis (brook trout), 5994 nucleotides long. Its product is annotated as raftlin-like. The record is from RefSeq and is a predicted model, not a curated record. The coding region runs from base 596 to 2731 and encodes 711 amino acids. Lineage: Eukaryota; Metazoa; Chordata; Actinopteri; Salmoniformes; Salmonidae. The transcript has 10 exons.